Molecule: messenger RNA, 12046 nt
Organism: Porites lobata
Lineage: Eukaryota; Metazoa; Cnidaria; Anthozoa; Scleractinia; Poritidae
Source: the annotation of a GenBank genome assembly
AUGGCCUUUUUGUUAAAAGAGGUUUUCGUAAUAACUUUGGUGGCCUCUGCCCUAAGCUUUCCUAGGAAUAACCAGUUUGGUAAGUAAAAACGUUACAUUAUCAGGUCACGUCAGAUCUUAACCUGCGAUCAGGCGUAAUUUUUUGUGGGAGAGAACAAGUACUAGUAGGCGAACAGCGAGGAGAAAAAAAGAACAUGGGACAGUGAUGGGAGGGACGCCUGAUCGCAGGUUAGUCACAUCUAGAUUUUUAAUUUGUCUUUCAAAUAGCUAACGUUUGAUAUACUGAUUACAUGUACCUAAGUCGCUCUCUGUCAGGUCUGAUCUGGUUCUCGGUAACCUGAAUGCAGGAUUAAAUGGUAAUACUCAGUCAGACGGUUUUCAGUACGGUACAAUCCAAAAAACAGCAACCCUGAAACUGUAUCAAGAUAUUACCCUGUUUGAGUGCAAUGCCUCGCACUUUUUUUAAAAAAAAAACGUUUCGAAUGGACCGUAACAAUUUUGACAUUUCGCUGAAAUGUUAAUUUGCUCUUGAGAAAAAAUUAAAUUCUUUUACCGCUUCUAGUUCGUCAGAGCAUUGGAGAAGAUUUUCGUUGACAAUCGUUUCUUUAAAAAAACCCUAGAUCCAAAAAUGGAAGAGUUCAGAUUCAAACUAACUAUCUGAGAUAAAGUUGAGUCAACUAAGGAUUAAAAAAUGGUAAAAGUAAUUUAUCAGCAAAAAACACAAGCGCUGCGUGCCUGCAGUGUUAACGAGAAAUUUAUAACUGUAUGAGGUGUGUAGCCGAUUUAGCCCGAGGAGACAGUGGAAAAUAACAUUGCAUUACAGUAAUGACAAACAUACAAUGAGAUGAAAUUGGAAUUUCAGUCUGUGUCUCGUCAGCGUGGCUUUUUCCACUAAGUCCGUACGGUUAUCACCCAAAAUUUAAGCAAAAAAUAAACAAAAAAUUAAAAGAAAGAAAUUAAUAUCAUGAAAUGACGAGGGUGCAAACGAAUACAAUCCCGUCCAUAAUUACAUUUAAUUGUAGCCUGUGCCAGGCUCUCAGAUAGUAUAGUACUGACGUAUUAAAACGAGCAAAGCGAAAAUACGACGCACGCGACUUGGGAAAGAGGGCGGUGGCGGCGAGAAAAAUGCCGCCCUGUCUCUCCCCAGCCCCCGCGCGUUUUCGCAUUUCUUUUUACUGAACGACUUUUCACCAAUAUCUCGGAGCCUGGAACAGGCUACUUUAAUUGAUGCUUGGAGUUAGAAGAUUCAAAGAUUUAUUUUGUUAACAGAACAUGUGCAUGACAAAAAUGAUCCUAUGGGCCUUAUUCAAGAAGAUCCUGAAUUAUUCGUGAGGCCAAAACUGGAUGACGGUAAGCAAAAAUCGUUUUUGCCAGAGGGGGGGCUGCCUGAAUCUGAAUGCCGGGCGUAAAGAAACUAAUGGGAACGUACUGAACUUUGGCAGUGAUCUGCACCCCUGGUGUCAAACUCAGUUCACAUUCACCUUAGGGGACGUACAUAACACAUCACUUCACGGUGGGACCUGAAAAGCGGCCUACAAGCGGCCUGGAGAGUCCAUCGCACAGUGCCUGGAGAAGAGUGGUUGAAAAGAUUUGGAUUUGUAUUUGUAACGCGAUGCCAUGUAGUCCAGUCCACAACACGACAACGUAAUGCCUUGAAGUAAAGAAAUCAUAUAAUUUUAAGUGAUCUACUAUUGCGUUUGAGGCAGAAGGCAUGAGAGAGCUCUAGCGUGUCUGGUCGGCAUAGCACAGCCGAAAGUCUGAAAACCCUUAUAUAUCCCAUGUUUCCCUUUUCUCAAUUUUGCUUUAGAAGUGAGCCAUUCAAUCUCCAUGGUAACCGACGAAGAUCCACCAGACGAAGUUUAUCCAGUGGAGGCCGAGAAUAAGGUACAGGACCCUCACCAAGAUGAUCUAAAAGAGGUUCAUCCGCUAACAAAUGCUCAACGAGGUGAGGCUAAAAGACAUUAAAUAAUGCUAUUGCAUUCAAAAUAACUUGCAGAAUAGUGCCUUAUUCGUUGGUUUCCCCAAGGUUUAGCAGGGACCACGAACUUGAAAGGCGGGCGCUAAAAUAUCCCCAAAAUAAGCGAUUGCUGGCGACUAAGGACAAGGAGGGGCAGCGGUAUGUACAGCAAGUGUGAUGCAUCUCAUUUAAGCUGAUCCAAAGGUCACAAGCAGCCUGGCAGAGUCCACCAUAAAAUGCUUAGACGGGAGUGGUUAUUACGACUUGGAUUUGUAAUGCGCUGCCUUGAAUACAAUAACGCAUUGUAGUGCAACUAAACUGUUUAACGUAAGGCAAUGCAAUGAAAUGAAGGAACAGAAACGUUUUCGUGAACUACGAGAGGGUUUGAGGUACAUACAAGGCUUGAGCGUUAUCCAUGUUAACCUUGUGACUAUAGUUAUUUUCUUUCAAAAUUUACAUCAGAAUUUGAAAGUACAUUCCCCUCACUACCUGACGAAGAUCCACCUGGCGAAGAGUAUCCAGUAGAUACAGAGACUAAAGUAGAAGAUCCGAAAGAAGUGUAUCCUCUGGUCUCUUCUAAAGGAGGUGAGGGUUUAAGAAACUGUACAGUGUUGUCAGUAUAUAACCAUUUGAGGGCAGUAUAGAAAGAUUGAGCUAGAUGCUUGUACUAGUCGUAUAACUUUCCCCAUGGUGUACUCUGCUAAGCUCAUGUUUAAAAAUGGCGUCUGACAGCGCGAAAUGGAGUAACUAUGUACACAGUCACAUAUCGGGUACUCAUGGUGUGAACACAACACCAUUUUGUGUCGGUACCUGAGCACUGGCUCCCGGGCACCAAGUGUGGACAGCCCCUUUAAGAUUUUAGUUCUAGGUAAAUGUGAUACAAGACGAAAACACAUGUAUUUCAAACUUCCUUCACAGCCCGACGAGUGAAAAGAGGAGCGAAUGAAGAUGAUAAAUGGCCAGCAACAACGGAGGAUGGGCAAACUAUUGUUAGAAUCCCCUACGUAGAAUCAGGUACGACUUCCACUGACUUCUUUGCCGCGCAAUCCUGAAUCAUAGUGAGUUUACGCAACAGGAGGGCAGAAAGAAGAGGGCGGCAAAACGCUUGUUUGUGACAAACGUGACAGGCCAAAUUCUUUCUUUUUUUGUGGUGAUCUUCACUUAAGUUAAUGUUUUCUCACCUGUUUAAAAAAGGGUGAAGUUCGGCGAAAACUUUUUUCAAACAAAAUUAUUGUCACGCUUGUCACACAAGGUUUGCCGUCUUCUUUCCUCUCCCAUCCUGUUGCGUACCACACAACUGUACUUAUAACAGUGCAGGACUGAUUUGAUGCCAAACUGCCUAUUGAAGGAAAAAUCGUAGGGAAAAUUGAUGUCACGCCUCUUACCUAGAAAAGUAGUAUGAGAUGUAAAACUGACCUUCAAUAAGCAUUCGAAAGUAAGCUAACUGAGACGGAAUUGUAGCAAUCCAAAUGAUCCAGUGAUAUAAAAAAAACUCAACUUAUGUAGCGGUCGUCAAGGUAGCGUCCAGUACGGUGACCAAGGGCCCGGUUUCUCGAAAGGCCUGGAAACUUUUAGGGCCCGAAGGCAAAUUUUAAAAUCAAAACCUUUUGAACAAUAGCACAGUUAAGAAAUUUCAAUAUUCAUGAAUAUUUGGCAGACAGAAUAUUGAAAUUUGACUACUGUCUGUUAAAUCAACAUAGAGGUACUCAAAAUAUACCCACUAACGACGUUAGUCACGAGUUUCAGAGCCAAAGUUUACUGUUAUCACAUUCAGUGAAAGAGUGAAAGACUUUUCUCCGGGCACAAUUAUUAGAGUGGACUGUCAACAUGCAAAAUUUGGAAAAAAUCUUUCAGUCGCUUAAACGACUGGGUAAUUCUACUGCAGAUAAAGCCGAGUAUUUAAAACGCACAACAAGAAAACAGUAGUAGGGAAAAUAAACAGAGUAAAUCCUUAAGAUAUUAGCGCUUGACUUUAUAUUUCGGACGCCAAAAGAACGUCACGUAUUUGCCGUAAAGGCGUUAUAGUAAGCGCUACAGACGUGGUAAAACGAUUAAUUCUCCUACAAGAAAAUUUACUAUUAUUAAAAAACUUAAAAUCUCUAGAUUAGAGGGGAAAAAUGAGCUGAAAAAUAUGUAAAGUCUUUGAGAUAUGGCCAUUCAGAAGAGUACAAGACUUUUGCGCGCGGCCAAUUAUUAAGGGCGUAUUGACAUGCAAAAUUUUUGAAAAACUUUUUGGGACGCUUAAGCGCAUAGAAACAUUAAAGGGCAAGAAAAAAAGAGUUUGCAAAAUAAAGGGAGUAAAUCUUUAAAGAUAUUACCGCUCGAGUUUAUAUGUCAGCCGCAAAUUGCACAUUUUUCACUUCACUGAUUAGCGAUCCUCCGACGUUACAGUAUGCGCGGCAAGACAUAGCAAGAAGAAUAAUGCGUGUAGAAAGAUAAAUUUCUAUCAUUAAAAAGCUGAAAUUCUCUAGAAUACAGGAAAAAAUAGCUCAAAAGCAUGUAAACUCUUAGAGUUAUUGCUAGUCAAAGAGUGGAAGACCUUCCCGAGCCGGGGCCAAUUAUUGAGCGCGCACUGUUCACACGCAAAAUUUUUUCAAAAAUUUUUCAGCCGCUUAAGCGCAUAUGUGAUUCUACUGAAGUUGAAACUGAAAACUAGAAAAAUAAAGGGGCAAGAAAAAAAUAGUUUGGUCAAUGAAAGGAGAAAGUCUUUGAAAAUAUUAGCCCUCGAGUUUAAAUGUUGGCCGCAAAAAGCAGAUUUUUCACUUCAGUACCGGUCCUCAGACGUUUCAGUAUGCGCGGCAAGACAUAGCAAGAAAAAUAAUGCUCGUAGAAUGAAAAAUUUACGAUUAUAAGUUCCUAGCUCAAAAACCAGUCAAUUCUGCUUUUCAACUGAUAGUGUUAUUGCAUCGUUUUCAAAACUUAUUGAAUCUUUGUUUGUAAAUGCAAACACGACAAACACAAAACAGCUUUUCGGGGCCGAAACGUUACCGAAGUUUCGAGAAACGCCGGGCCCCAGACUGGAAGUAAUUUUUCCCUCCCCGCGUCAAUGCCUAAAGUUUAUAAGAUGCCACGACGGCAACACCGCUCAAAAUGCACUCUUUCAAACUUUUUCGCGAUUAUUACACUGAGUCGCUUACUUUGUCAAAUGUACGCGAACUUUAAGUAGAAUCUUAAGUAGGCUAGACCCAGAUAAAAUUCAAUUUUUUUCCCAGGGUUGUUCCAUGCAGUGGCCUAUCUACAGUAUAUGUAUUUUCUUUCCAAACAAAAAAACACCAAAUGCUUUAUUUGCAUGACCAUAAAGGAAUUACAGUAUUGCAAAAGCUAUUAGUCUAAAUUUAAGUACUAAUUCAACUAAUUAGUACGUGCAAAACAUUACAAAACAUUACAGUUCUCAUUCAUUCAUUUAUUCAUUAAUAUUAAUUAAUUCAAAGCAUUGCGAGAUAAAUGAAACUAAUUGACAGUUAAUUAAAUAAUCAGAAGAAUUCAUAAGAAGAGAUAUUAAAGUAUCGCCACAGAAGAAAGUGAUUUGAAGUCAGGUAUUUUAGUUUCUAGUUUGGAGAAAAAUAUGUCUCUGAUCUGAGAACAGGCCUUACAAUCUAGUAAGAAAUAAAUUUCAUCUUCAAUUUUGUUACUUGUACAAAAGUGACAUGUCCUUUCAUUGCGCGGGAUGUUUUCGUAUCUACCUGUUUCAAUUCUAAGUUGAUGACUACUUAUGCUAAAUCUAAUAACUAAUGCUUUUCUCGAAGGGUUUUUUCUUGUUAAAACUAGGUACGGCGAGGGGCUACAGUCGUCUUUGAUUGUACAAUAAAAUUAACUAAGUUUUUGUGAUUGUUGAAGGCUCUGAUUCCAGUAAGAGACGUAUUUAUUUUUCAUUGACUUUUGAGUCACUCAAUGAAUUACAGGAAAAGUUAUAGUUUAGAUCAUAGUAGUCAACCAUUUUCAUGAGAUUAGAGUUAAAGCUAGUUCUUCCGUUAUGAUGAAGAUCAAUUGAGCGAUGACACAAAGAGAUGGUUAAAAACAGUGAUUCAGGAGCUGGACCAAGACACUUGUAUUCGUUUUAAGGAAAAGACCAAUUCAGACAGCCACUGGGUAGAAUUUAAAACAGGAAGUGGGUAAGUUGGGUGUUCAAACUUUACAUCACUUAAUUUAUUUCCCUUGUCAAACACAUUAGGAAAGAUCAAUGAUAAGUAUAUUAUCUUGGAGGUGUAGUUCGGGUAAAUUGGGAUAUAAAUUAUGUCAUUUCUACUGCUUAUUGCAAUACUGAAAGAGAUUCAUCAUUUCAUGGGGACAGUCCGGCGGCAGUCGGCUGAGGGUGGGCAAUGAUCUUAGAGCCGGGAAUCAUAAGGUGUUCCCUUCAAGUUUAUUGGUCUCUAACAACUGCGUUUUAUUAUCUGAUGCGUGUUUACUCCAUCUCAUCACCUAACGAGAUACUUGCACAGGCCACAUGCCUACAAGUGUCUUUAUGUGAUAAGAUGUUUACGUAAAGAGGGAUACCAACAACCAGAUGUAGAUUACAUUUUUAGAUCAAUUGUUUUACCGAAACGGACGUAUGGACUACCUGUAUACCCCUCCUCAAUACCGGAAUUAACAACGGUCCAGAAUUUUCUACAGCGCUGCUUUAAACGCAAAUAUAUUUCGUACCAAAUUGACAUAUAUAACGUAUUAGAAGGGGUAGAUCGCUCACUAUUCAAGAUCUCUAGUAUGCCCGGCCACCCUCUUUACCCUUCCGUCCCAAAAACGGAAGAAAGUUCAGCGCGCCUCCGAGUUCCCAGCAGUCAACUCCGUAAGGUUAAUACCCAGCGUUUUAAAAAUAGUUUUUUUAAUAGGCUAUUUUUCAAAUAUAGAGUAGCUAUUUAAUGUAAUGUGGAUCUUGAAUGUUAAAUUCAAUGCUUCCACAUGGAAUUUUUUGAGCCUUGUAAUUCUUUCUGCUAUUUUUCAUGUAAGUGUUCUUGGUUUUAGUAUGUAUUUUUGCUUAAAAAACAAUAAAGACCUUUUAUUUAUUUUAUUUACAUGAGUUUAAGGCUGGUUUUCAUUAGCUACGGAGUCGGAGUCGUAAGGCCAAGUGGAGUCAGAAGUCAGAAUCGUAAGCGGAGUCCGAGCGCGACGGAAUCAGAGUCAGAAGAAUCAGAACGUUUCCAUUUUCUCCCGACUCCGCUUAUGACUCCGUUGUUUACUAUCUAGUGAAAACCGUAGUCGGAGUCGGAAGCAGUAGCGGAAGGAUAAGACAACGUUCCCACAAUUUGUGAUUGGCUUAGUUCUUCCGUUUCUUCUUGUUUUAACUCCGACGACCCUGUUUUCACUUGAUCUUAUACGACGGAAUCAUAAGCGGAAUCGGACGCUGUUUUCACUAGAUCGUUAAGUUCUACGCUUCUGAUUACGACUCCGACUCCGACUCUGACGUUAUUGAAUACCAGUCGAAACAUCAAGAAAAGUUUCACGCCGGCUUUGUUUCUGUAAAUUCAGCGUAACUGCUUUGAUUUUAUCUUUUAGCUGCAGUUCAUACGUUGGGUACAAACCUAGCAUUAACCCCCAGCCUGUGACCUUGGACUCCAGCGUAUGCUAUUUCCGAAAAACAAUUGCUCAUGAAAUAAUGCACCUGCUUGGGUUUUAUCAUGAACAAACCAGAUACGAUCGAGGUCAAUACAUUAACUACUAUGCGAAUAAUGUCCAAUCAGGUAUGGCCACAAUAGUCAAUGCUAGUUCUUAAGCCUAUUAUGACGUUUAUAAACAAGCCACAUUGCCUCCUCACCACUCAUACUGCAAAUAAAAAAAAGAUAAGAGCACUCAAAGCGCCCCCCAUCCCCUCCCCAUGCAGGGUCAGUUAUUAAUUACCGAUUUAGCAUUCUACAUACUUACCCUCAACCAAUACGCCAGAACUUGUAGCCGGCAUUGAACGGAUCUAUACGAGGGGAAAGAGAUUAUAAUUACGAGUGACAGUCCGCACAUAUCUUGUUUUUCAUGAACAACGUAAGUAAAACAUAAAGCUUUGUGGUGAGGUCUAUUUUAGUGGUUAAUUUUCUAUCAAAAUUUAGCAUUAAAGGGUUAUGUUGAUCGGUAGUUGUUGAAAAAGGCAGCUAAAGGACCUUGCGGGCCUUGCCUAACCAAGCCACAUUCUUUCUUUUUUGUUGCGGCAGGAUUGACGAGUCAGUUUGAUAUAAUUUACGAUCAGCAACUCUGGGAUUAUGGGUACGAUAUAUCAUCUGAUAUGCAGUACAACGAGAAAGCGUUUAGCAAAGACGAGACAUCAAAGACUAUGGAGGCCAAAAACGGCCAGCCACUGGGAUCCAACUCACACAUGGACGCAAUGGAUGUAGAAAAGGUCAAUAGACUGUAUGGCUGUCCUUAUAUAGGCUGUAAGUAUAUACUAUAUCAAAAAAUUACGCUACUUACUGAUUUAACGCGCCCUGAGAGUCCCCUUGAUUAUGUGCUCUGUGAAGCCCAAAUAUAUCAUAGCGGAGCUCCACGCGCGGCGCGAAGGCGGAGCCCCAUAGCUAAGGAAAUGUGGUAAUCUACCCAUCCGAGAAAAUUUGGUAAUCACGUGACCGUACACCCACCGCCUGCCCGACCGUCCGUCCGCACCACAGGCAUACCAAUGUCAAAUAACUCAAUCAACAGGUAUAGCAACCCAAAUGCAACUCAAGGUUUUAUUUGGAAGGAAAUCAAAUGGCCACCCUGACUUUUAGAAAGAAAAAACAACAACAAAGUCGUGUCUUUUUCGGCGUUAUUUUUUAUGCUUACACUAACGUGGAUAACGGAGAAAGAGCUAGAGCUAGUUAUUGAAAACAAAGGAGACGAAUUUCGUAGGAAGAAAAAACAUGGAAAUUCAAAGCGGCGGUGAGAAAAUGAGAAAUGCUAGCGGCCAACAAGGUGAAAAUGAGCGGCAGUGAAAAAUAAAAGCGAACAUGAACACAUGAAACAAAAUAUUGGGUAAUCACAUACGACAAUUCCUCCAUAUGAAUAACGUGUAACUAGGAAGUUUGAAGUUUAACGUGUACAAAACGGCGUUGUAGUCGUGCAAAACAACGGCAAGGGAAAGACAAAAAAGCGUGCUGCACGUGCAAAUUUGUUUUUUGAUAAUUAGAAGAACUUAGAAAAGUGUGCUGCACGUGCAAUUUGUUUUUUUGCUAAUUAGAUCUAUUAGUCUUGGAUCCAUUUUCAAUGUCGUCCCCGUUUAGCAUUACACGAUUUAAUUUUUGUUGCUUACACGUAUUAUUAACCAGAGCUUGGCUUUUAGCCCUGGCUAAGCUAUAUAUUAGAGUGAAACGAUAAGGAGAGAAGAGAAAGUCAAAAGCCUCCUUCAUGUUUCUACAGAUAAAUCCAUGCAAAUUGAUUUCCAAAAGUGUUUUUAUCCUCAAAUUCUUUAUAACUAUUAAAAUCGAUAGAGAUAAAAAGUUAGCCUUCAAAUUGUUGAGGUAAAAAUUGGUUUAUAAUUUUAGUUCUCUUUUUGCCCAAUACAUGUGUGCAGCAACGUGGCCGGUCAACUGAAGCCACUUGUUACAGAAAACUCCACUGUAAUUGGUUAAGGAAGCAUAAGCUACAAGGCUUUUCUCAAUUUUUGUAUCUUUAUAAUGCGUAGAUAACUGUCCAAAUUGUUUUUUCGUUUGGUUUUUGGGUCUGAUAACAUCACCUCAAUUCCUGUCAAUUAACCCUCCAAAACUCAUGUAUAGCCGGAGCAUCUUUUACUGUAUUAGUUGUUUAAAAUGGUAUUUUACAAUUUGCGUUGCACCAAAGGAUGGGCUUUCCAGAAUAUCACGCAGAGCAAGAAGUUUGAAAAUUAAUGUCAUAAUUAUCUUUUUUUAUUUUACAUUUUAUGACUGCCCCCCCCCCUUUUUUCUCCUUAAGGCUACCAAAAAGCUCAAAAACAAAUAGCAGAAUCCGUCUCUAAUCUGUUAAUUUCCGCGACAUAUAAUUAUACAGUCGUAGAUCACGAAAUAGUUUUGAAAACCGGAGACAGUCUUGGGGAUGGAACCAAUGCAGAUCCUUUCAUGAAGCUGAUUGGAAGUAAUGGCGAAACCCCCUUUGAGCUCGUAACGUCGGGAGGAAUGCUUUAUGCUGAUGAAAACGAGCAGGGCGCGUGAGUUUUUUUGCUUGUUUGUUUGUAUAGACAUAUAAACGUUUAUAACCCACCAAUUAAUUUUCGCACGAUUUUAUCUGCCAUUUUGGGUCACGUGGUAGCAAAUCAGAGGGCGAGUAUCAGGCCGUACACCCCACCCGUCCGCGUAGAUAUUUGCCCUACGUUAAUUUCCGCAACAUAUUAAAUAUAGUCGUAGAUCACGCAAUAAUUUUGAAAACCGAGGACAGCUGGCUUGCUGGAACCAAUGGAGACCCUUUCUUGAAGCUGAUUGGAAGUACUGGCGAAACUCCUUUUGAGCUCGUAACGUCGGGAGGAAUGCUUUAUGUUGAUGAAAACGAACGGGGCGCGUGAGUUGUUGCUUUCUUUAUUUUUGUUGCUUGAAUUUUGUCCUUUAAUAAUUUCAAGGGCGUGGUCCCGGGAUUGAGUGGGCUUUUAUAUUCAACCUAUAUACAUACGUACCACGUGAUUAAGUACGGUAGGUAUUUUUGACAUGAUCAGACGGCGCAAACGCCGGCUGACUGCUGAACUCAGUUAGUGACACGGCUUAUUAUACCUGAACUAAUAAUCUAAAGCAUAGCUAGAGCAAGUUUGAGGAAAAAAUGAAAAGGCAUUCUAGGCACAUUCAGCUGCGCCUUACGCGAGAAUGAAUGGUUAAACGUAUAGCGAGAAACUUUAACUUAUUUUUAGCGUGAAUGUUCACACAAGCAUAGCUUUUCUGUCGUCAUAUAUCCCCAACUCGUAAGUGCUCUUUUUUCAGCAUUGAAACUCACGAACUACCUUUUCCAAAUGUGGGGACGAUUUUAUCUAUUAAGGUGGCCUUAGUGAAUAAAGGAGAGACGCCCUCGGAGACAAGAAAGCGAGGUUUUAUUGCGGACUGGACUAACGGAAAGUGGAUUCCGAAACACGAGAAGAGAUUCUUCUUCUCGACUGAUGGAUGGACUCUUGAAUCUGUAAGUAAACAUAAAAGAUAAAAUGAAGUCUAAAAGAAGAUUUCAGUUAAAAAAGACCCAUGGUUCACCUCAAGUUAUGAGGGCAUCACAAAACAGUUAUUUGCCGAAGUGGUAGCCUCCCACGCAGACGUUCUUACGGGUUCGUCACGCAAUCAUUCCUCUCCCACGAGAGGGUAGGAACGCGUGACGAACCCCUAAGAACGUUUGCGUGGGAGGCUACCGAAGUGGAGACACAGAGGUUGUUUGUGAUACUCUUUUUUAGCAACAAUAUACUUUAUUACAAUCUUAUAAAAAGCUGCACAAAAAACUUAAGUAAAAUAUUCAUAAAAAGAAAACGUCAAUAUCAGUACAAAAUUGCGGCAAAACCCCUUCGCAAUUCAAAAUUUCAAGAGAUCACAUAGAGUUAUAAAAAAAAUCAAAUGAAAAGUCCCAGUGUAUGACAUAAACGUCAAUGCGCUGAUCCUAAUAAUACGGAAAAGUUUCUAAUCCAUGAGGCGAGACUGAUAUGGCUAUUGCUGUUCAUUUUCCCUACCAAUUUCCCGAUAAGAAGACGUAACUAAACUGAGAUUAAGAUACUCUUGAGCUCUAAUUAAGAACGCUGCUAAACCCAUGUCUGAUUACCAGCACAUUGUUGAUGAUAGCGGACUUCUUACAGUCUGCCUUUUCUCUUAAAAUCCGUCUAGUUCUUAUCUCAGCCAGCGCGAUUGCAAACCACAACGCGGUUAUGCAGUAACUUUGCAAAGAAAAAUAAGAGACUGCCCGAAGUCUAUGUUGAUGAAAAUUCGUCUGCUUUUAACAACAAAGCCAAAUGUCUUGGUUUAAGAACCUGCUGGCAGAAAUUUGCAAUUCUAAUACCCAAAGAUGUAAGAACCUGUUAAGCCAUCGUCAAACCCAAAAGUACACAAGUUAACAUACACAUCUAACUUUAUAUAUUUCCUUUUUCUCACCUUAUCUUGGGUUUAUUUCAAUAACAGGUAACCUUGGAUGGCACACAGUUCGGAGGGGCGACGCUGUAUGUGGGAGACGAGGCGACUGUUUAUCCCGCAUCAUCAAAUAACGGUUGAA